This is a messenger RNA of Panicum hallii, 952 nucleotides long. Its product is annotated as dehydration-responsive element-binding protein 1A-like. Gene Ontology annotation, biological process: regulation of DNA-templated transcription. Lineage: Eukaryota; Viridiplantae; Streptophyta; Magnoliopsida; Poales; Poaceae. The coding region runs from base 139 to 819 and encodes 226 amino acids. Gene Ontology annotation, molecular function: DNA-binding transcription factor activity; DNA binding. The record is from RefSeq and is a predicted model, not a curated record. The transcript has a single exon.
CAGCCAGCCGCCACCUAUAAAUAUGCGCCCGCAAAUCCGCCAUUCGCAUCCCAAAACCACUCGAGACACGAUUCAAGCAGCAGCAAGGCAGAUCAACACCUCCAGGCGAAGCAAUCGGGACCUGAUAACGAGAAGAAGAUGUGCCUGAUCAAGAAGGAGAUGAGCGCCGAGUCUGGCUCGCCGUGCAGCUGGGCUUCGCCCUCAACCUCGUCGUCGGAGCACCACCAGACGGUGUGGACGUCGCCGCCGAAGCGGCCGGCGGGGCGGACCAAGUUCCGGGAGACGCGGCACCCCGUUUUCCGCGGCGUGCGGCGCCGGGGCAACGCCGGGCGGUGGGUGUGCGAGGUGCGCGUGCCGGGGAGGCGCGGCUGCAGGCUCUGGCUCGGCACCUUCGACACCGCCGAGGCCGCGGCGCGCGCGCACGACGCCGCCAUGCUCGCCAUCGCCGGCGCGGGCGCCUGCCUCAACUUCGCCGACUCCGCGCGGCUGCUCGCGGUCCCGGCCUCGUACGCCAGCCUCGCCGACGUCCGCCACGCGGUCGCCGAGGCCGUGGAGGUGUUCCAGCGGCGCGAGGCGCAGGCGGAGGAUGACGCGCGCUCGGCCACGUCCUCCACGCCGUCCUCUCCCGCCAACGACGACGACGGCGAGGAGUCAUCUCCGGCCACCGAGGACUCGCCGUUCGAAAUGGACGUGCUCGGUGACAUGAGCUGGGACUUGUACUACGCGAGCUUGGCGCAGGCGAUGCUCAUGGAGCCACCGUCCACAGUCACCGCGUUCUGCGACGACGCCGUCGCAGAAGUGCCACUCUGGAGCUACUAGGACAAAGACUCUGCUACUACAAUUUUUUGCCGUUUGCUUCUCUUGUUGUCCGAUGCCAAAUUUUUGUAUUGUAAAGGAUACUACUUUUGGUAAUGAGACGAGCCCUAAUGAGACAGAGCAAAUCGGGAAAACA